Molecule: messenger RNA, 414 nt
Organism: Aspergillus uvarum CBS 121591
Lineage: Eukaryota; Fungi; Ascomycota; Eurotiomycetes; Eurotiales; Aspergillaceae
Product: membrane magnesium transporter family protein
Exons: 3
Coding region: 1-414 (137 amino acids)
Biological process (GO): protein folding in endoplasmic reticulum
Cellular component (GO): EMC complex
Source: RefSeq, a predicted model, not a curated record
AUGGGAUUCUUCUCCCGCGUCCUCACCCUCUUCGGGUUGGUGUUGCUUGCCCACGCAGGCUACUCCGCCCACGAACACACCCUCCUAACCAGCAGCGCCAGCAGCUCCCGCCUCACCAACCCGCUCCACUCCGCCACCACAACAACCACGCACCUCCCGCCGGACAUCAUCAUCGAAGCCCUCGUGUCCCUGAUCAUCGUCUCCGUGGGCCUCGUCCUGGGCACCGAGAAACUCAAACCCAUCAGCUGGAGCGAGUGGGCGGGCCAGAUCGAGCGCGAGGGCAAAGGGCGCCAUCCGUACCGGCGGUUGGAGGAGCGGUAUGCGUUCUGGGAUGUUCGGGCAAAGAGAAAGGAGUUUGCGGAUUGGAUCCGGGAGUCGGGGGUGGGGGAUGAUGUGGUUGAGGAGAAGAAAUAA